This is a messenger RNA of Chlorocebus sabaeus (green monkey), 6058 nucleotides long. RefSeq names its product NOP9 nucleolar protein (gene NOP9). Gene Ontology annotation, cellular component: 90S preribosome; preribosome, small subunit precursor; nucleolus. NCBI's taxonomy places the organism in Eukaryota, Metazoa, Chordata, Mammalia, Primates, Cercopithecidae. Gene Ontology annotation, molecular function: RNA binding. Gene Ontology annotation, biological process: ribosomal small subunit export from nucleus; endonucleolytic cleavage in ITS1 to separate SSU-rRNA from 5.8S rRNA and LSU-rRNA from tricistronic rRNA transcript (SSU-rRNA, 5.8S rRNA, LSU-rRNA); endonucleolytic cleavage to generate mature 5'-end of SSU-rRNA from (SSU-rRNA, 5.8S rRNA, LSU-rRNA). The record is from RefSeq and is a predicted model, not a curated record.
AACUAUGACGUAGUAGCUGCGUCAGGAGCGCGCCCGCGUUUCUGAACUUGGUUUGGGCCAGGCACACGCUUGGCGACGUUGAAGGUUCUUCCACAGCUAAGGAAACUUUUGCAGCCGGAGAGGUCCCGAAACACACAUGGGGCUGGGUCCGCGCUCUCCACACAAGGUGGGGCGCCGGUUCCCAGCUGAUGGCAAACGGGGGCGCGGGGCCAAGGGGUCGGGGCGCCCCUUACCCGGCAGUAAGCGGCAACCCUGGCCGCCUCCGGAUAGGCGCUCGGAGCCGCCUCCAGAUUCGCACCCGCACCUGAGCCCCGAAGCUCUGGGAUAUUUCCGCCGGGCGCUGUCAGCAUUGAAAGAGGCUCCCGAGACUGGGGAAGAACGAGAUCUGAUGGUGCACAAUAUUAUGAAGGAAGUAGAGACUCAGGCCCUAGCUUUGUCCACUAACAGGACUGGCAGUGAGAUGCUGCAGGAACUGUUGGGAUUCAGUCCCUUGAAACCGCUUUGUCGCGUAUGGGCUGCUCUGCGCUCCAACUUGCGCACUGUGGCCUGUCACCGAUGCGGGGUCCAUGUAUUGCAAAGUGCUUUGCUACAGCUCCCUCGAUUGCUGGGGAGUGCUGCAGAGGAGGAGGAAGAGGAGGAGCAGGAAGGGAAGGAUGGGAAGGAUGGUCCCACGGAGACCCUGGAGGAGCUGGUCCUGGGACUAGCCGCUGAGGUGUGUGAUGAUUUUCUUUUCUACUGUGGAGACACACAUGGCAGCUUCGUGGUCAGAACUCUGCUUCAGGUGUUAGGAGGGACUAUUCUGGAGUCAGAGAGAGCCAGGCCCCGUGGUUCCCAAUCAUCUGAAGCACAGAAGGCCCCAGCUCGGGAAUGUAAGCCAGCUGAUUUUGAAGUCCCUGAAACCUUUUUAAAUCGCCUUCAGGACCUGACCUCCUCCUUUCUGAAGGACAUUGCAGUGUUUAUCACUGAUAAGAUCUCCAGCUUCUGUCUUCAAGUGGCUUUACAGGUUUUACACCACAAACUUCCCGAGUUUUGCGCUUAUCUCUGCAAUGCUGUGAUUGGCUACCUGAGUACUCGCAGUUCCUCAGUAGAUGGCAGUCCCCUACUGCUAUUUCUCCGAGAUCAGACGAGCUCCAGACUCCUGGAGCAGGUCCUGCUGGUGUUGGAGCCCCCAAGGCUCCAGAGCCUCUUUGAGGAGCACUUGCAGGGGCAGCUGCAGACCCUGGCUGCACAUCCCAUUGCCAACUUCCCUUUGCAGCGCUUACUGGAUGCAGUCACUACCCCUGAGCUGCUGUCCCCUGUGUUUGAGGAGCUGAGCCCUGUCCUGGAAGCUGUAUUGGCCCAGGGCCACCCAGGGGUAGUCAUUGCCCUGGUGGGGGCCUGUCGCAGAGUUGGGGCCUACCAAGCCAAGGUCCUACAGCUCUUGUUGGAGGCAUUCCACUGUGCAGAGCCCUCAUCCCGGCAAGUGGCCUGUGUGCCUCUCUUUGCCUCUUUGAUGGCGUAUGAGGUGUACUAUGGACUGAUGGAGGAGGAGGGGGCAGUGCCUGCAGAGCACCAGGUGGAAAUGGCCGCAGCCAGGGCCUUGGGGGACGUAACAGUCCUUGGGUCUCUACUGCUCCAGCAUCUGCUGCACUUCUCCACUCCUGGUCUUGUCCUUCGAAGUCUGGGUGCCUUGACAGGACCACAACUUCUGGUCCUGGCUCAAAGUCCUGCUGGGUCUCAUGUGCUUGAUGCCAUCCUGACCAGCCCUUCUGUGACGCGCAAGCAGCGCCGCCGUGUGCUGCAGAACCUAAAGGGACAAUAUGUGGCUCUGGCCUGUAGUCGCCAUGGCAGCCGUGUGCUAGAUGCCAUCUGGAGUGGAGCAGCCUUGGGGGCUCGGAAGGAAAUUGCUGCUGAACUGGGGGAGCAGAACCAGCAGCUGAUAAGAGACCCUUUCGGCCACCAUGUGGCUCGAAAUGUGGCCUUGACUACCUUCUUAAAGCGACGAGAGGCUUGGGAACAGCAGCAGGGUGCGGUGGCCAAGCGGAGGCGGGCAUUGAGCUCCAUACUUGAAGACUGAGGCUUUGGAUCUGGGACUGCGCGUUGAUGGGGGAGGGCAAAAGGGGAUAUCCACCCCAUCUCUUUCCUGGUUUAAACUGGAGUCAAAAGUCGUAGUGGUAAAUAUUUUAUAUUUUUAUUGGAAAUGUUUUUGUUAGUUUGUGGGGAAGGAUAUGAAGACAUCUCAGGGUAAAGUCAGAGGGCUGUCAUCAGUGUGCUGGGGAGUUUAGGGACAGGAGGCAUUGGUAGGGGUUAGAUGUAGCAGCAAUCAGGCUGGGAUCAAGAUGCCUGGGGGACAGGCUUGUGGCCUUUCAGGGCAAGUGGGAGGCCAGAAAGGUGGCUAGGAAGGGACAGCAUUCUUCAGGUAAGGGUAUAGACUUGGGAUGUGAGGCAUUAUGCUGAAAGGUUCUCUGACAAGCGGAUCAGAGGACAAUGGGGAAAUUGGGUGAGUUAUCUAGCCUGUACUGUCUGCAGGUCCUGAAAUUUGAUGCUGUCAUCGUCUUUGCAGUGUGUCUCUUGGAAUGAUUCUGGGGGCAGAAGCUCAGAGCCCCUUCUUAGUAGGAAUGGAGGCAGCCCUUUUGCUGCCACUGCUCAGCCCCCUCCACUACAUGACGAAGGGUGGAGGAAAUUCCCAGCAACAUAUGGCCCAGGCCUUGCAGCAGUGUGGAGGUCCAACGAAGGAGCUCCCUGAAGGGCAGAGACAAGAGGAAAUCAGAUGAUUUGGGAAACCUGGGAGGAAGCCAUCAAGCUGGGAGAUGAGGACUUUCCACAAGCAAGAGCUAACUAGGGGUAGGUGGGUGCAGGAGGAGGAAUUAUGGGGACUAUCCAACUGUAGGGGAUGGGGAAGUAUGACAUGUUGAUUUCUGACCUGAGUACUUUCUUUGGGCCGAGUCCUUGAAAGUCACAACUCAUAGAGUAGAGCCCGUAGAAUGUGGCUUUGACAUUCAGGCUGCCAAAGAGGUCUCGAGGGUUUUGCUUGUACACGUCAAAGGUGAUGCGGGCGAUGUCCUUGCUGUGCUUGGGCCUCUCCCGUCCCAGGCCAUAUGACAACACUCCACUCUGUAGGACACCCUUGUCAGUGCAGUAUAUCCUCACACCAGACACCCACCACUAAUCUCCAUCGGCACUGUGUCAGACUCUCCCUUGCUUAGGCUUUCUGUCCACUGUGUGACAUCCUUAACAAUUCUACAACUCCCCCUGUACCUGGUCCCCAGGAUCAGGGUUAAGCUAGAGAGGAAGCCCGGGAAAGCUCUAAAGGAUGGGCAGUGGAAGCAGCCCCAGUAUAGGCCUCUUACCCUUGCGGGGCUCCAGCUCUGACCAGACUCCAACACCAUCAGGCACGUGUCAUCCUCCAGCAGCUGGAAGAAGUCCUCACUGUCCACUGCAGUUCCAUCCUCCUCUAGCACCAGGGUUAGCACUCCAUUCAGCAGUAGGGUCUCCAAUGCCUGCCCAAUGGCAAGAAGCAAGAAGGAAGGUAUCCCAUGCCCCUUCCCUCUUUAGCUGCCCAACAUCCAUCAGUUGGCUCUAGACAUUGGUCGAUGUCCCACCUUGACUUUCUGGCACUUUGAUACCUCCUAAAGGCUGCAGCUCUCCGUGUUCUUCAGGUUUUGGGGGAUCCUAGCUAGAGGCUGAGUUUUUUCCUCUUUGCUCCUACCAUGUCAUUGGCAUCUCCCCUUGCUCCCCUCCAAGUCACUCCUGGUUUGGAAUUGGAAAGCAAGCCAGGUUCUCAUGAAGUCCACCCUUCUGUCUUAUCUACAAUGCUGCACCUCACUUCCCACACCCUCAGAGUUCUCCAGAAGUGUUUUGAGUAAUAGUGUUUAACCUUUUUGAGUCCUUACUCUGUGCCGGGUAUGAAGACUUUACCUACAUUAUCCUCUUACUCCUUUCAACAACCCUAGGAGGUGAUGUGUUAUUGCCUUUUUAUAGAUGAAGAAACUGAGGUUUUGAUAGGUUGAACAACUUCCCAAGGUUUGACAGCCAGGAAGUAGCAGAAUCAGAAUUUGAACUUGAUUUGUCAUACAAAUUGCCUUCCAUACUGGCCUCUGAAUUCCAUCCCUCCAACUCUCCCUAACUCCUGCUAACCCCUGCUCCCAUAGAAAAGCUCACUAGGUGGAAAAUGAACAAACUGACUGGAGCUCAUGAGGCCCACCCCACUGAGCUCUCAGCGGGAGGAGGCAGCUGUGUGACUUCAGCCCUCUCUGCUCCAUCAUCACAAGUUGCCACUUGUGGAGCCCCUUGGCUACCCCUGCUAAAGGAACCAAGGAACUUGGCCUACUUACUUUGGCUAGCAGCUCCUGGCGGGUGGCAGCUGUCAGGCCUUUCCGGAUGGUCCGCUUGUGAUUACAGACACGGAAAGGUCGCUGGGGUGGUGAAGCUGAGGUCCAGACCCUCCGUCCAAACUCUGAGCUUAUAUUAGAUACUGACCUGGUAGUUGAGAAGAAAAGUCAAGAAGGGGCGAGGAGGGGCUUAGUGAGUGUAAAGGGCGUGAUGGGGGUAGAGUGGGAGGGAGGGAGAGAUCUAGGUUUAUAGAUGGUAGGGAUGAGGGAGAGACCAUGGAGUACAGGUGGGGUCGGGUGGGUCAAGAGCUUGACAAGCCCACUAUGGAGUGGGGAGCAGAAGAGGAAGGGGUACUGGUUAGUGUCCUAGGGGCUGAGUGGAGUAUUGUUGCCCUGCUUAUAUCCCCUAAAGGUAGAGGGUAGAGCGGAGGGUUAGCAGUCACCUGAGUAGGUCACUGGGGUUCAGAGCUGAGAGGUACUCCAUGGUGGAUGGGAGAGUUCCUUCCCUGGAACUUCUGGGCUGGGUGGUUCUCUCCUGUGCUGGGGCUUUAGUGGUGUUUUCUGUUACAAACCUGGGAUCUCAGCCCAGGGCAACGUGGGAGUGAGUCAAGCCUGGACUCUGGCCCCCCUGCCUGACCAGUAAGAAGGGCAAAGUCCAAGGGGAGGGAUGAGGGAGGGGCCAGAUGGGGUCCUGGAGGAAGAAUUGCCUGGCAAAAGCCAUUGGAGCUUGUAUGUGUGCCUUUGGUGAUGACAUGUGUUGUGAGGGUAGAUGGGAACCAUGUAAAAGGAUGAAACGUGACCUCUGGUGUUUUUUUAUUUCUAUGAGAGAAUUUCUGGGGAUGGUUUCUGGCUCUCAGACUCUGAGAAGCUGCAUUUUAUGUGAGUGGCUCUGUGUGUGCUGCCACCUACUGGAGUAGCCAUAAGCUGCAGCUUUAGGAAAAGGGAUCCCGGGGUGGAGUGUGGGGAAGCUGGAUGGCAGCAUGGCAGGGCUUUGGAAAAUGAGAGGUGAGACUGUGUCCAGGAAGGGUGUAAGGAGAGGAUGGAUCCUGAUCCAUGGAUUCAGGAUCAUUAGGGUCCUGUCUGGGACCCUGGUUUUCCUACUUACCUGCUCCUUCCUCCUUGGUCAAAGGAGGGGCUGGUUCAUUGCUCUGACUUCGGUUUCCAGAACGACCUGUGGAGUUGGGUCACACUUAGGUCAUCUUCUCUCUCACCUUUCUGCUUUUGCCAACUAAUGGACGUGAAGGAGAUGUGAAUGGGGCAGGAAUGUCCUUUGAUGGCAUCAAGAAUUUAGCUUCUGGUGCACUGUGUCCCAGCUCUGAUUUCAGUUGCAGCCGUGAUGGACAGUUGCAUGGAAGCUGAGACUCUCACUGACAGUGAAACCCUCAAAUGAACACAAUCCCUGCUUUCCUGCCCACGAUCCUUGUAGGGUCCCCCAGCUUCCCCACUUUUUUUCUGUGUCCUGACAAAGAAACAGAAUAACUUGAUUGCCCUGUGACCUGGCCAGCUGCAUUUCCCCUGGAGGCUUGAGCCCAAGCCAGAGCCUUGAAAAGGUAUUCAGGUUGUUGCUCAAAACACAAAAAAACUGGCCCUGGCCCUGAACCAAAUACCUUGAACCUUCAUAAACUCCAUACCCUGACCCCUUUGUUUUGGACAUAUCGAGAUAGAACAACUCUUUCUCUCACUGUCUGUUGUAAGGAUAUGCUGUAGCCCACUCAUUAAGUACAUUCUCCUAAUAAAUGCUUUGGACU